UCCUCGACCGGCUCGACUAGAAGACGAAGGGGGCGGCUCCCCGGCUUCCUGCGGCGUCGGUGGCGAGCUGAGGUGGAAGAGGGUCGCGGCAGCGAAGGCGACAGCAGUGGCGGCGGCGCCAUGGCGGGUCUCGCAGGGAACUGGUGUCUUGGGGACGGCUUCUCUUUGCCUUGCCUGACAUGGUACCACCAUCCCCUCAGCCUUCUGGACGGCGGCACCAAAGCCAGAAACUCCCCCCACCCCUCAAAAAAGUUCCAGCUUAAGUGCUAAUGCCAAGUGUUAGAUCUUGUUUAUUUAUUUGUUUGAAAUCAGAGACUAAUUAAUGUCAAGCAAAGCUGUUGAAAGAUUGCCGAGCCCUGGUCGGUUUCCAGUGACCAGAUCACUUCCAUAACUAAAACAGGUCUUGUUAGAAUUGCUGCCAAUAACAGUUUACCCUUUUGUCUGUAAUCUGUUGUUUCAAAGAGGAAUCUUGAAGUCUGGGUUUGGUUGUGUUUUUCUGUUGUUGUUCUCUUAUCUUCGAAGCAUAUGCAUUCCAUUUCAAGCCUGUCACUGUGUGAUAUACCAAGGACCAUGUGUGGCUUGCCUCUCUGACUUCCUGUUCUGGGAAUGCUCUGUAAUCUGGAUCCUGCUGGGGAAUGGGCCCUGUGGGAGGGAGAAAGGGAGAGGGGAGGUUGAGCAGGAUCAUAACCAGAGAAGAUGGUGGCAUGUCUCUGGGGCUGAUAGAGGAAAUCAGAGGUCACCAGGGAAAAAGAGACUGUUGUGAGAUUAAUGUUUUGUAUGUGUGUGCACGUUUAAAUCUCUGGGGGUGAAACUAACUGCAAAUUUAGAAUCUCACUUUAGGGUGCUGGCUCCUGAGUAGGUACAAGUUUGAAAAUAGUUGUCUAGCAAAUGGCUUACGGCACACCUGCUCCCACCUCCAACCCACACGUAAUAAGCUGUUGCUGUCCUGCAGCUGAAGCUCAAGAAACCUGUCCUUCCAUCGAAAUCCAAAUAUUCCACAGGGAGAGGUAAUGGUGUCACAUAGCACCCCACAACUCUCAACGGUCAGGGUACCUAAAGUACCUAACCGAAGCUGGUUAGGCUAAGAGACUAACAUCCUCUGGGGGCAUUUGUCCUAAGAGCCUUGCCUGCUGUUGGGAGUCCCACUCAGCCAUUCCAGUUCCUUCAUAACUCAUCUGCUCUAUCCUUGGUCUCGUGGGGGCAAAGCGGGGGUGGUAGAGAAAAUUUAAGGAAAGGGGGGUGCUGUGGACUAAGGGCUUUGCAACAAAAUUGUAGUCAUUUUUAACUCCUCCCAUUGUUCUCUAUCAGAAUAAAAUGUUUUAAUGGUAUUGCUUCUGGAAAAAAAAUUUUAUAAACAAGUUAGGUUUGGACCAGACUUCUAAGCACUUGAACAGGAGUGGAAAAUGAACACAUUCCUUCCGUCUUCUCCAGUGGACUGUGUUUCCUCCCAUAACAUGAGGGCUUGAUGCGGAGCAGAAGGGCGGGGGGAAUGGACUUGGCAUGUUUAAGCCGCCUGUGUGAGUGCAGCCCACCAGGGCAGCCCUGGCCGGGAAGUCUGUCAUCUCAUCAUGCCACACUCAAAGUCCUGCUGCUGGAUGGAUGGAGGAAACCCUGCAGUGAGGCUUUGCCAGGAUCAUCUGGGAAGCCCUGGGGCUGCCAGCAGCCUCCUGCCUUUUUAAAGGGGGGCCUACUGUGUCAAGAGCAUCCAGACACUUCCAUGCUGCCUCAUCUCGUCUCCCUAAGCCCAGCUGCCUUAUACUUGGGCCAAGCCUAGAGCAUCUGGGGCAGUGGGGCCAUGGGGCACACCCCUUGAAGGCUCUGCGAGGAGGGGCACCCUUCAUUGAGAACGCGUGUUGGAAUAUGUUUACGGGUCUCCCGGUUGAGUGUGGAAAACCACGAAUACUCCCAGUCUUGAGGCUUGCCAAGAUAUGGGCUUCAGAAGGGAGGUGUGGACAUUGCCUGCUGCUGAGUCACCCUGGGGCAUGAGGAGACCUGCCCCAACCUUCAGGCUGUGGUAAGGACUGGAACCACCCAGCCCAAGCCUUGGGUCGUACAUCCCCACCCCAGUCCCGUUGAGUCCUGAUUGCCGCUUUAAUGGCAGAAUGUUUCUAGCAGGUUGGGGUUCCCUGGGAUCUUAGCAGUCCUUUCACAGAGGGGAACUAAAGGUAGGACUAGGAGUGACUUGACCAGGUUCCCUGGGCUGACCAAUGGCAAGGCCACUACCUGAACUGAGGUCUGCACCCUCCACCCCCUUAAUUCUCUAAUCUUGAACUCAAGUUAUAGGUGCCUCUGAAGGUGCUGGUGGUUGGCCUGAGAAAUGCUAGGGGCUGGAUUAGGGGCGGGCAACAUGAGGCUCAAGGGAUUGAGGUCCUCUGUGCUCUAGAAGUGCUUGCGACAGCUGUGACUAAGGGAUUUCAGGAAGUGGCAGAAAGAUUUAUGGCCCUCCAGCUCACUCCCUGAUGUUGACCCGGGAACAGGUGUGUGGUGACAGGAACACAUAAAGCACAGACGAGGCUGAACAGGCGGCAGAGCCACUUGAUGGGGCAGUCAGCUGACCUCACGUAAAAGAAGCCCUGACUCGCUGAGGAGUGGGAGAGAGAAGUCAGGAGCUGAGCAGCCUGCCCACCUACCCACCCUGGCAUGAUGGCAGGGGAGAGCCCAGGGUCGGGGGCCUGGAUCCCUGCUGCCUUGGUGAUCCCGGGCUGACAGCCAGAGAGCACAGCGGCUCAGCUCCUGGAGAGCGAGGGUUGAAGAAAGCAGAGGGCAGCCGCCCGCGCCCGCUAGCUCCUAUUAGGUCGGUUCCUGCAGCGGUGCCCGGUGGCCUUGGCGAAGGCCCUGUCCGGCAGAGAUCAUGUAUUGCCUCCAGUGGCUGCUGCCCGUCCUCCUCAUCCCCAAGCCCCUCAACCCCGCCCUGUGGUUCAGCCACUCCAUGUUCAUGGGCUUCUACCUGCUCAGCUUCCUUCUGGAGCGGAAGCCUUGCACAAUUUGUGCCUUGGUUUUCCUGGCAGCCUUGUUCCUCAUCUGCUAUAGCUGCUGGGGAAACUGUUUCCUGUACCACUGCUCCGAUUCCCCGCUUCCAGAAUCGGCGCACGACCCCGGCGUCGUGGGCACCUAACAGCCAGCCCAGUUAGCUUUCCAAGGAAGCAGAAGACGGGAGGGGAGGCAUUGACAUAGGUCAUAAAGCAUUGGAGUUUCAAAUCCCGCAGUCCUGCGGGUGCCACAUUCCUGACGGCGCCUUUUUGGCCUGUGAUGUUUUAUCCUUAUAAUGUGAAUAAUGGGCACUGACCGGUGCUUUUAUUGUAGAGUCCUGUAGUCGUGGGUGGUCUUGUGGUUGUGUGUGUUCUGUCCCCAUCUUGGCCCCCAGCUGGCAGGAUGGCCACCCCCCUCGCCGCAUUCCCGCGAGGCAUCUGCACCCAUCCUGGUCAACUGCCCCAGCAUGACCGGGGCAGAUAAAAUGCCAGUCUCAUUGUCGCCUCUGUCCUUCCUUCCGAGUGUUACUGACUCCUCCGUCCCUCUCUUGGCUUCCUGUAAGUUCUCUUUACCCCCUUCCUUUUUUGGGGAGCACCUGUUCAAGACAGGGCUCGUUUUUGCACUUAUCUCGAAUAUAAAGAGAUUGCUGACGCCCGAGAGCCUCGCUUUUUCAUCUUUCUUUCCCGGCCAACAGGCUGGACAGCACUGUGUCUCGCCUGCUGGCCACAGAUCCUCAGUAUUUUCCCCACUUCAUUUUGAAGGAAGAAGUAACAGAUAACAUGUUGCUCUUUCAUCCAGGGGUCUGGGUUCCUGCUCAGCCACCCAGCUUCACUUCCUUUGCCCUUCCUCCUGCCUUUCAGCUGUCGUGAGGAGGGGGCCUCAUUGUGUCUCCCAUGCAUGCGCUGCAGGAUUGAUGUGCAGGGUGUUUAUGCAGAUCUAGCAGUCCCCAGCUGAGUGAAUGGGAGCGUACUUGUGUGUUUCAUAACAGCCAGGAUCCCCUCGAUAGGUGUUUGGAUAUUUUUUGGUGUGGUGUGCUGUGCGUGCUGCGUGUGUGUUUACGUACCUGUACAAGUACAUGUUGUAAAUCCCUUAUAAAGAAGCUUUAUUGAACGUGUUCUGAUUUUGAGGUAUCACAAUAGGUAGCUCAUAGGUGCCGCUACAGUGUGUAUUUAGCAUGGGGAUUGCAGAGUGACCAGCACGCUGGACUCCGAGGUGGUUCAGACGAGACAGAGGGGAGCGGUGGCCAUCGCCCUCGUGCCAGGAGUUUCUCCGGUCCUGCGCGUGUAUAGACUGUACCUUACGAAGAAUACACAGGAAGACUUUGUGACUGUCACUUGCUCUUUUCUUUUUUCUGCGCUUCAGUAAAAGUGUCAGCAAAUGAGACUGUCUCCUGGCCCCUGCCCACUGGGGAUCAGCAUGGUUGUCCCUCCAAUCUAAAGCAUCCAUCUUUCUCUUGCCUGAAGUGGGAGGGAGAUGGGCCAGGCAGAGGACAGAACUGGAGGCAGUCCAUCUAGGGAACGGGACCUCAAGGCCACACUUGCGGGACAUUUGGACUGCUAUUCUGGGGCUUUUAUUUCUGGUGUGUUCGUUGCACAGCUGUUUGAAAUGUUUAAUAAAGCUUUAUAAACUUUA
This is a messenger RNA of Capra hircus (goat), 4602 nucleotides long. RefSeq names its product bladder cancer associated protein (gene BLCAP). Bases 2852 to 3115 code for a protein of 87 amino acids. The record is from RefSeq and is a predicted model, not a curated record. Lineage: Eukaryota; Metazoa; Chordata; Mammalia; Artiodactyla; Bovidae. The transcript is spliced from 3 exons.